UUUCCUUCGGCGAGAGGACCAAAGGUUCUCCCUUUAACAGCCUCUCUUGAUGUAUUAUUCUCUUUUUAGAUUUGUUUGGCUUUGAGGAUUUGUCUUAUUGAUUGAGUUUUAAGAUAAUCUGUCUGUAAUUUCUGGACAAAGUUUGAAUUUUCCGGUGGCCGGAGUUUGUUCUGAGUCCUCCAAAACCAUUUUUUUCUGUCAGUGGAAAAGUGGAGAAGAUGAUUGCAUUGACAGCGAAGAGAUUUGUUCACCGGAAUCUUCUGAGUUUCUGGGGACGAGCUUUCUCCGGUGCGAGUUAUGGCUACAAAGAUAUAUUGAGUACAAAUAUGUUACGGGAUUUGAAGUUAGAAGAUGUUGUUGAUCUGUUUAGUGAUAUGGUAAAGUCUCGUCCUUUACCUUCAAUUUUUGAUUUCAGUAAACUCUUGAGUGCGAUUGCUAAGAUGAAGAAGUUUGAUGUUGUCAUCUCCUUGGGGGAGAAGAUGCAAAACUUGGGAAUCCGUCAUGAUCUCUAUACUUACAGUAUUUUGAUUAACUGUUUUUGCCGCUCCUCUCAAGUCUCUCUUGCGUUAGCUGUUCUUGGCAAGAUGAUGAAACUCGGCUAUGAGCCUAAUAUAGUCACGCUUAACUCGCUGCUCAACGGGUACUGUCACGGUAAGAGGAUAUCCGAGGCUGUAGCUUUAGUUGAUCAAAUGGUGGAAAUGGGAUAUCAACCUGAUCCCUUUACAUUUACAACUUUGAUUCAUGGACUUUUUCUCCACAACAAAGCUUCAGAGUCUGUGGCUUUAGUUGAACGGAUGGUUGUAAAAGGUUGUCAACCAAGUUUAGUUACUUAUGGUGUGGUAAUUAAUGGAAUCUGUAAGAGUGGUGAUAUUGAUUUGGCUUUAAAUCUGCUCAAGAAGAUGGAAGCAGGGAAAAUAGAGGCUGAUGUUGUGAUCUACAACACAGUCAUUGAUGGUCUUUGCAAAUACAGACAAGUGGAUGAUGCACUCAAUCUAUUCAACCAAAUGGAGAUCAAAGGAGUUAGAGCCGAUGUUGUUACCUACAACUCCCUCAUAAGUUGCCUUUGUAAUUACGGCAGAUGGAGUGAUGCCUCUGGCUUACUUAGUGAUAUGAUCGAGAAGAAAAUCGUCCCCAACGUAGUCACUUUCAAUGCUUUGAUCGAUGCGUUUGUGAAGGAGGGGAAGCUUAUAGAGGCUGAAAAAUUGUACGAGGAGAUGAUCAAAAGGUCUAUAUAUCCUAAUAUUUUCACUUACAAUUCCUUGAUCUAUGGGUUUUGUACGCAUGAUCGCCUAGAUGAGGCCAAACAGCUAUCUGAGUUCAUGGUUAGCAAGGACUGUAUCCCAGAUGUAGUGACUUAUAGUACGCUUAUAAAGGGAUUUUGCAAGUGUAAAAGGGUAGAGGAAGGUGUAGAACUCUUCCGCGAGAUGUCUCAAAAAGGAUUGGUUGGAAACACAAUCACUUACACCACUCUUAUCCAAGGGUUUUUUCAAGCUAGAGAUUGUGAUAAUGCCCAAAAAGUAUACAAAGAGAUGGAAUCUCAUGGUGUGGCUCCCAGUAUCAUGACAUACAACAUUUUGUUAGAUGGACUUUGUAAUAAUGGGAAGCUAGAGAAGGCAUUGGUGGUAUUUGAAUAUAUGCAAAAGAGUGGAACAGAACUUGAUAUCGUCACAUAUAAUAUUAUGAUUGAAGGGAUGUGCAAGGCUGGGAAGGUGGAAGAUGGGCGAGAUCUAUUUUGUAGCCUUCGCCUUAAAGGAGUGAAGCCUGAUGUUAUAACCUACAAUACAUUAAUCUCAGGCUUGUCUAGUAAACGCCUAUUACAGGAAGCUGAUGUCUUGCUUAGAAAAAUGAAAGAAGAUGGUCCUCUUCCAAAUAGCAGGACAUAUAAUACGCUGAUCAGGGCACACCUUAUAGAUGGUGACAAAGGAGCAUCAGCUGAACUCAUCAGAGAAAUGCGGAGUUGUGGGUUUGUUGGAGAUGCUUCAACUUUUGGCUUGGUCACUAAUAUGUUGCAUGAUGGGAGAUUGGACACAAGCUUUCUGGAAAUGCUUUCUUAAACUAUUCCUGAAGUGAGUAAGCCUCUUCUUUUACUAGUUAUUACUUCUCGAUGCAGUCAUUGUGUUCGUGAUUAUGUUUGAUUAGCUUUCUGUUAACCUGCCAAUAGAUGAACUUUAGAUGUUGAAGUUGUGGUGAACGUUUUGGGUUGUGAUUUGAUUUCUUCUUCUGUAUCCAUCGGAUGUUUUGGGUUGCUAUACACGUAAUUUUGUGAA
This is a messenger RNA of Capsella rubella, 2267 nucleotides long. RefSeq names its product pentatricopeptide repeat-containing protein At1g63330. NCBI's taxonomy places the organism in Eukaryota, Viridiplantae, Streptophyta, Magnoliopsida, Brassicales, Brassicaceae. Gene Ontology annotation, molecular function: protein binding. The transcript has a single exon. The record is from RefSeq and is a predicted model, not a curated record. Bases 219 to 2054 code for a protein of 611 amino acids.